ACACCCUGUCGCAAGUGACCCAAAAAACUGGCAAGUUUUCAUUUCUUUAAUGACGCACUUCCGUUUUUCAGUCCUUUCCGCCGACUGUCUACUCCAAGAUGAGUACCAAGAUCAACAGGGACUCACUGCGUGAGUCAAUCGAGAACAUUCUCAAGUAUUCCAAUGAGACGAAGAAACGCAAGUUUACCGAGUCCAUCGAGCUUCAGAUUGGCCUGAAGAACUAUGAUCCCCAGAAGGACAAGCGUUUUGCUGGAACUGUCAAACUCCGACAUAUUCCCAAGCCCAAAAUGAAGGUGUGCAUUCUGGGUGAUCAGGUGCACUGUGAUCAGGCCAAGGCAAACAACUUGCCACAUAUGGAUAUUGAUGCUCUCAAGAAAUUCAAUAAAGACAAAAAGUUGGUGAAGAAACUAGCCAAGCGCUAUGAUGCUUUCCUGGCUUCCGAGUCCCUCAUUCGUCAGAUUCCCAGAAUUCUGGGACCUGGUCUGAACAAGGCUGGCAAGUUCCCUGCCCCUGUUGUCCACGGUGACUCUCUUAUUGGAAGGAUCGAAGAAACCAAGGCCACCAUCAAGUUCCAGAUGAGAAAGGUGUUGUGUCUGGCUGUCUGUGUCGGCCACGUGGACAUGUCGGCUGAGGAGCUGUACCAGAACAUUACCCUGGCCAUCAACUUCCUGGUGUCUCUGCUCAAGAAGAACUGGCAGAACGUCCGUGCCCUCUACAUCAAGAGCACCAUGGGACCUGCUGAGAAAAUCUUCUAAGUCUUGUGGCCAUGAAGUUAAUAAAAGAUUAAAAAAUGAA
Molecule: messenger RNA, 795 nt
Organism: Aplysia californica (California sea hare)
Lineage: Eukaryota; Metazoa; Mollusca; Gastropoda; Aplysiida; Aplysiidae
Product: 60S ribosomal protein L10a-2
Exons: 5
Coding region: 99-755 (218 amino acids)
Biological process (GO): translation
Cellular component (GO): large ribosomal subunit
Molecular function (GO): structural constituent of ribosome; RNA binding
Source: RefSeq, a predicted model, not a curated record